Sinocyclocheilus rhinocerous is the source of this 5546-nucleotide messenger RNA. Its product is annotated as deubiquitinating protein VCIP135-like. The transcript is spliced from 3 exons. Gene Ontology annotation, molecular function: cysteine-type deubiquitinase activity. Lineage: Eukaryota; Metazoa; Chordata; Actinopteri; Cypriniformes; Cyprinidae. Bases 132 to 3458 code for a protein of 1108 amino acids. The record is from RefSeq and is a predicted model, not a curated record. Gene Ontology annotation, biological process: protein ubiquitination; protein K48-linked deubiquitination; protein K11-linked deubiquitination.
CCGCUUCCGUGUUGUGUUUGUUACUGGAAAACAGAAACUGCGUGAGGUGACAUAAUUUUCUCUCGCCCGUGACUGAUUAGACAGCGAUGCUUUUGUAAACCGCUGCGUCAGAAGAGAUAUUAGAUUGGACUAUGUCGUUGAUUCCGGGCUCAAAGCAGAAGGACAAGCGCAUUUUAUGCGGGAUGUGCCCGGACCCGCAGUGCCAGGCGAAGCUCUUCUUUCCCGCACACACCUCCAUGAGCAUCGAGUGCACUGAAUGCGGCCAGAGACACGAGCAGAAGAACCUCGCGAAUGUGGAGGAAGUGACUGACCCAGAUGUAGUGCUUCAUAAUUUGCUGAGAAAUGCUUUGCUGGGUGUGCCAGGCCCUCCUAAAAAGGGCUCCGAGCUGGUGAAAGUGAUGGGACUGUCCAACUAUCACUGCAAGCUGCUGUCUCCCAUCCUCACCCGCUAUGGUAUGGACAAAGAGACAGGCACUGCCAAACUCUUGAAGGAAAUGAACCAGGGAGAGAUCUUUGACUGCUCGCUUCUUGGGGGCCGUGCUUUUCUCAUCGAGCAAGAGCAUGUGUCCACUGUUGGGUAUGGACGGGACCGGUCAGGGAGCUUGAUCUACCUGCAUGACACUUUGGAGGAGAUCAAGAAAGCAAACUUAAAUAGAGAGUGUCUUAUUCCCGUGCACGUGGAUGGAGACGGUCACUGCCUGGUCCAUGCUGUGUCCAGAGCGUUAGUUGGACGUGAGCUCUUCUGGCAUGCCCUUCGAGAAAACCUAAAACUCAAUUUCAAGCAGAACCUCGACUGCUAUAAAACCCUUUUUCAAGACUUUAUAGAUGCCGCAGAAUGGGAAGACAUCAUUAAUGAGUGUGACCCAUUGUUUGUCCCUCCAGAAGGCGUUCCCUUGGGGCUUAGGAACAUUCACAUAUUCGGCCUGGCGAAUGUACUGCACAGACCCAUAAUCCUGUUGGACUCCCUGAGUGGCAUGCGCAGCUCGGGCGAUUACUCCGCCACCUUCCUGCCAGGCCUGGUUCCAGAGGAGCAGUGCAGAGGAAAAGAUGGCACUCUGAACAAACCCAUCUGCAUCACCUGGAGUAGCUCUGGCAGAAAUCACUAUCUACCCCUAGUGGGCAUCAAGGGCUUGCCUUUGCCCAGUUUACCUGCUGCACUGCUCCCGAAAGCAUGGGGUGUUCCUCAAGAGCUGAUUCGCAAAUACGUGAGCUUGGACUCCAAUGGAAGCUGUGUGGUCGGCGGCGACCGGAGCCUGCAGGAUAAGUACCUGCUGCGGCUCGUAGGCGUGAUGGAGGACGUCUUCAUGGACAAGCACGGCAUCCACCCCGCUCUAGUCGCUGAUGUCCACCAGUAUAUAUACCGACGCACUGGAGUGAUCGGCGUGCAGCCGGAGGAGGUGACGGAAGCGGCUAAGAAAUCCGUUCAGGAGGGUCGUCUCCAUCGGUGCCUUGUCUGCAACGCGCUUUCGGAGCUCCACGUCCCAGCAGAGUGGCUCAUACCGGGAGGGAAGCUCUACAACUUGGCCAAGUCGACUCACGGGACGCUGCGGGUGGACAAGAACUACAGCUUUCCUUUAAAUAGUUUGGUUUGUUCCUAUAACCCAGAAAAAGAUGUGCUGGUGCCCGACUACAAACUCAGCUCACUCACGGCCUGCACCUGGUGUCACGGUACUUCAGUGCGACGCGUUCAUGGCGACGGCUCCGUCGUCUAUUUGGACGGAGACCGUACCAACACUCGCUCACAGGGUGGGAAAUGUGGCUGCGGGUUUAAACACUUCUGGGAGGGGAAGGAGUACGACAAUCUUCCUGAAGCCUUUCCCAUAACUCUGGAGUGGGGGGGCCGUGUUGUGCGAGAGACCGUUUAUUGGUUCCAGUACGAAACGGAUCCGACGCUCAACAGCAAUGUUUACGACGUGACGAUGCGACUUGUCACGAAGCACUUCCCUGGAGAGUUCGGCAGUGAGAUUCUAGUCCAAAAAGUGGUGAACACCAUCUUGCAUCACACCGCCAAGAGGAGCCAAGAUGAAUACAUUCCAGUUGCCAUCGAAGGUGCUCAUGUGCAGGAUGGGAGAGAUGGGAGCGAAUCAGCCGCUCACCCUCCUACUAAAAUCAUCCUGACGGGACAGAAGGGCAAAACCCUGCAUAAAGAAGAGCUGGUGAUGAGCAAAACCGAGAGGGUCUUGCAGCAUAGCAUCAGCGAGCAGGCGGCCUUGUCCCAGCGCCGUAGCACAGACCGCUUGCGACAGCAAGAUCCUCGCCCAUCAUCUCCUUCCUCUUCAUCAUCCUCUGCUCCUCCCACACCCACCAAAGUGCCACCUACCAGUGGAGAGAAGAAGAUACGUGUAACGACCAGCGACGGACGGCAGGCCAUGCUUACGCUGCAACCGCACACCACCUACGGUGAGCUCCAAAACUCCAUCGUCCAGGUCUUCAACUUGUCGCCCGGACAGCUGUGCAUCCGACACGGCUUCCCACCCAGAGAGCUGCCCCCGCCGCGUCCCGAGGACCAGAACCAGCCCGUGGCGCUUCAGCAUGGCGACCGCAUCUCUGUGGAAGCGCUGAAAGAGAGCUCGUCCGAUACUCACAUGACCCAGACGCACUCUCACACGCCUCAAACGCACGCUCACUCUGACCCACGACUCAGCAGCACCAGUAGCAGGGAACUUCAGGACAACAUUGACCUUGAGAUGUCAUCACUGUGUCUCCUGGCAGCACUUAUGGGUGAAGAUGUCUGGUCAUAUGCCAAGAAACUGCCUCACCUGUUCCAACAAGGAGGAGUCUUCUACAAUAUUGUGAAGAAAGACAUGGGUCUGUUGGACGGGAAGCACUGCACACUGCCCCAUUUGUCGGGCAAGACGUUUGUGUUCAAUGCUGCGGAGGGGCGUUUGGAGCUGUGUGUGGACACAGCCGGUCAUUUUCCAUUGGGCCCUGAUGUGGAGGAGCUCGUCCAGGAGGCCCUUUCCCAACUCCGCUCAGAUGCAGCCUCCCAUAGCCACGAGGGAAGCCCCGCCCACGGCCUGCGAUUGGGCGCCGGCGGUGCAGUACGCAAGAAAGAGCAGACCGUCAUGGCCUUCCAGGGCAAAGGUCACUCAUUGGGUUCCGCCCCUCCAGAACACCAACCAAUCAGGCGGCAGCACAGCAGCGGCGUCGAUCUCAGUAACAGCGCUCGCAGUGAAGAUAUAACAUUGUCAGGGGAGGAGUUGGUGCGCGUGGCCCCGGGCAUGCUCACUUUACGCGAGGGCCCCGGUUUGGGGCUGGAGCCCGCCGUUAUCGAGGCCCAACGGCAGCGUCUGCAGGAGAUGGUCUCAAACAUACAGGCGUCUAUGGACAAACACUUGCGCCAACACGCUGCAGCAAGGCAUGAUGUGAAGGAAGAAGAGGCUCCUGACAAACAGGAGGAUAUGGAAAGUCACGGUGCGGAGCCUCCCAGCACCUUUGAACCCAUGGACCAAUCUUGAUACUUCAUUAUCCGUAUAGCAGAGUGAGCUUCCUGGCAUUACACACAUAUACACACACUGUGAUUCAACUAACAAAUAAUGGUGCAGCCGAUUUACUGACAUAUGCGUCUUUUGAGUGUGAAACGCAUUCGUUAAAUAUUCUCGAAGUCUUAAGAUGUGAAAUUUGGAGUGAUUAUUACAGGAAUUGAGUGUCGGCUUUCAUUCACCUAAAUAUAAACAUGGUGCACACUGAUUUAAAGAGACAGUUCAACUAAAAUUGAACAUACUGUUAUUCAUUUACUCACUGUCAUGUCAUUCCAAACCAAUGGCUUUUUUCUUCUUCUGUGGAACACAAAGAAGAUAUUUUGACUGUUUCUGUCCAUAUAAUAAAAGUCAGUGGAGUCCAAAAAAACAUUGGACCCAAAUGUCGUCUUUUGUGUUUUGCAGAAGAAAAAAAAGUCAGAAUGACAUGAGGGUGAGCAAAUGUUGACAGAAGUUUCGUUUUUGGUUGAACUAGCCCUUUAAGAUCACCCUUGAGCUUUGCUAGUAUCCACAUAGUACUUAAAUAAUCAAAGUGCACUUUGACCCUCAUUGCUGGGUUCACGGCUUUCUUACCAAUUUAAUAAUUCACAAUCCAAUUUGAAACACUGACUGUCUCACUGAGUCCAAACUUCAGCCCUGCGUCUGUGUGCACUUAGUAGGUAACAGGGUCUCCUUGAUCAUAUUUUGUGUCCUCAACACAGUUCUGACCUGUGGAACAAACAGGGCUUCUCUACCCACAAUUCAUUGCUGUCUAUCCAAAGAGCACUACGCGGUAAAAGCCUGGAAACGAGUUCCAGCAGGAUUUCACGUUUACUUCAUCGUCCCACUACACACUUAGAGCACAGAAACCUCUCUCAGCAGAUCAGCAUGGAGUAUCCAUACAUCUGAGAACGAGUUUCUGUUCUGUAAUCUCAGAUUGGCCUUGUCAGCGUUGCCUUCAGUGUGGCCCAGGCUUGUUAUUUGAUUUUGUUGUACCGUUUUGCAUGUCCUUUCUUCUAUAAACAUUGUUCAGUACAAGACAAUUCAUACACUUAGUAUCGGAAUGUAAUGUACUAGAUUCUGGCAAAAUCUUCUCUUGGAAAAUCUUAACAGAAAGUAGCCGAGUGGGUGAUAUUUUCAGGAUAUUCUGAUUCAGCGCUGUAGUAAUAUUGUUACCUGUGUGUUAGGCCAUACUAAUAUGCUGAAGUAGAGGGCAAUGUGCAUCAAGGACGGUUUAAGUGUUUUCUUUUGAGUUCAGAAAAAAAACGAUAUCCACAUUCUGUUCUAGACAGAUUUUUCUUGUCACCUUGGCAACUGAUUCAUAUAAACCAAAAAAUUUUUUUUUAAAGUUUACAAUUAAACAGAUUAAUAGAGCUGUUAAGCUUUGUGCUUCAGUAACUGGGUAUAGCAUAAAACAGAUGGAAAAUCCUAGAGAUUGUGUUGAACUCAUAUCUAUUGAAACGUUGCUGAGCUGUUCUAUUUAGCCCGGUGUUGCCAAAAACAGGUGGUCAAACCUGUUGUUAACAGCCUUAAUGAGUCUUUUACCCUCCCCUCCCCUGCUCUGAUCUGCAGUGUUUGUGCGUGACACACUUCCGUAUGACAGGAUCUGUUCUGAGAAGGAUAAACUGGAGAAUUGGAACGAGGCCUGACUUUGGUCCAAGGCCGAGCAUGAUGAUGUUGGAGGCUUGAUGAGCUUUUGAUUUUAAAAGAUUGUUUUUUUUAUUUUUAAGUCGACAACAUCUAUACCAGAGCACUUUUCUGUGUGGACGUGUUUAUUAGCUCUUGAACAUAAUUGAUAUUGUUGGUGUAAAGAGCAGCACAUAAGAAAUAUUUUACUGCUUCAUGUAACAGACUCAAGCGCAGGUUGUUUCUCUGUGACUGCUGCCCUCCUGAUAUAUUAUAUUCCAGUGUACAAUAGUGGUAUAUAUUGUAUUAUACUUUCAUCUGUACAGAUAUUGAAUCUGUUUUUUUUUCCCUUCUGGAUUGUUUCUCCUGUUUUUCAAUAAAACAGUUGGAUGAUUCUACGCAGCUGAGGAAUCUGCUGUUUGCAUGCUUGAUUACUUUUCAGCCUAACAACAAUAAAGUUAU